AUGAAGCGACCCAGAUCAGAGGGCGGUGAGGAAGAAUCAGACGGUGAGUGGGACCCCUACCCCCAGGACAGCGAAGCUGAAAUUGUUGGACCGGUUUCCAGUUCUGAUUCUGAGCCUUGCCUCAGUGAGGGCGAGCGCCUAGAAGACACCGCAGUUGUUGGAGCAGGGCAACCACCGCAAACUGAUCCUGCAUCGCCAAACCAGGCUGAAAUUUCUGAGGCCGAGAGCGGUGCGACGUUAGUUUUGGGAGGUGGCAGGCUCAAAGAUCUUGUGGCCAACACCAACAAUGUUGGCCGUCCUGGCAGCCUCCCAGGCGCUUGCAGUUUGAGCAUCUUUGAAGAGUCUCCAACAGAGGCUGGUCUGAUAGAUGCCACAGGGUCACACCUGAGCGGCUCCACCGAAGAUCAUGUACCAGUACCACGAGAGAACACCUCAGAGAAGGGCAAGGGCCAUGGCGAUGGAGGUCCUGUGGGGCAAUUCGGGUUGAAGCCACCUGUGAUGGAGAAGACAGACGAAGGGUACAAGCCACUCGCAGCUUGGAGAGAUCCAUUUCUGGAGUAUUUCAAUCCCCUGUUUGAGCAUUGCGAAUGGAAUCGGUGCAUUCGACUUGGUACAUGCUGCAGUGGCUCUGGCUCUCCACGGCUUGGCUUGAAGGCCAUUGGACUUCCAGUGACCGAAACUGUCAGUGUGGAUCCAAGUCCAGCUUCUUUCAAAGCAGUGCAAUCACUGGGCCAACUUCCAGAUCAUCAUCUACAGCUGGCAAGUGAGCUUCUUCUUGGUGAAGGAAUGUGCAGUGUCCACAAAGGGCACUGUCGUAUUUCACCGCUCCCAGACGAUAUUUGGGUCUGUGGCUUUCCCUGCGCGCCUUUCUCUACUCAAAGACCUGACCGGUACCAAGGUGGACAAUGGAAAACCCACAUUCAAACGGAGGUUAUGUAUGAGGUGGCGAAGUGUCUGGCAAAGCACCAGCCAGCAUUGGCUGUGCUGGAGAAUGUGCCUGGAUUUGUGAGAGAGGGAAAGAUGAGGAAUGCUGAGAACAGAAGCACUAGCAUCUGGGACUCGCAACAUUUGUCUGACAGCCCACUCGACUCUUUGCUUGCAGAGAUCAAUCGAGGGAAGACACCUGAGACUCGGCAAUACUUUCACCACCUCGCAAGGAUCGACUCGCAAAUCUUCUUGGACACCCCACGUGAUCGGGUGUACAUCUUGCUGGUUCACGCAGAUUUGGGGGCGGCAGUGAUGGACAGGGCUGUGGAGAUUUUGAACAAGUUCCUGUUGCAGAGCACAACGCAUCCAGUGGUCACACCUUGGCAAGAUCUGCUUCUACCAGAGACUUCACCAUUCCUGGCCAAGAAGCUUUCUGACCUUCAGGCAUAUCUCGCAUUCGCAUUCCCCUUCUUCCUCACCUUCAGUGGCGAAUCCAGUGGCUCCAGCCUGGGCCUUGACUUCGACUCCAUGCUCCACCUUGCAGCAUCAAAUGACUAUGACCAGGGUCUGCAAACCACUCAGUGGGCCAGCAGGGACAACUUCAGGAAAGUGGGAGCAGCAAGCUUCCACAAUCCGCUCGACUUUGCCACUUUCUUUGCAGAAGCUGACGCCAUGGAGCCCUACUGCACGGAUGCAAGGUUGCGCUGCCUGGGUUUUCCGGAUGUGCAGACCUUGACGAAGGAUAUGUCUUUUGCUGAGGCAUCAUCCUUGGUUGGUCAGGCGAUGGCAGUCCCUGCAGUCACCAUGGCCUGUCUCUGCCUCCUGGUGGCUGCUUGCGAGAAGAAUGCAUUGGGUGAUCUUUGCAACUACCAACCUGGUAGUGGUGCCUCCUUUGCAGCUGCACCGCGCAACCAGCAAGCAGGAGGCGAACCAGACCUGGUGGCAGAGCAUGCCGACUCUGAUCCUGAACAGCUCUUCUCAGACGAUGGCAAUGAUGGCAAGAACAGCAGGGCCCUGUCACCUGAGGCGUAUCUCAAGGAGUUGAAGGAAGUUCACAAGGUCACUU
Durusdinium trenchii is the source of this 1993-nucleotide messenger RNA. Lineage: Eukaryota; Dinophyceae; Suessiales; Symbiodiniaceae. The record is from the annotation of a GenBank genome assembly.